UACACACUCAAUUGACAUUUUAUACGCACGUGUCCCGUUAACUGACAUUGACAUUUUUAGUGAAAAAUUGACGUUAGUAAACGUCGUUUAUAAACGUGAAUUUGUUAAUAGGAAAGAAUAAUGGGAACUGAAAAAAUUGAAAACCCUCAAUCAGAAUCAACCCAAAAUAAAACUCCUCAAUCGGAUCCGUUGCAACCCUUCACUCUUGAAAUUCUAAAACUAAUUAAAGAUAUUCAACAGCAGCAUGGUCUCAGACAUGGAGAUUACCAACGUUAUAGGGGUUAUUGCUCUAGAAGGAUCAGUAGGUUGCGGAAAGUUUUAAAAAUACCUCAAGGUGAUAGGAGGCACUUCAAAAAACGAGAUGUCACUGAAGCCCAUAUAAUAAGUCCUCGAUCAGAUGAAAGGUUUUUACACAUCCCAUUAAUACUAGCAGAGAGGUGUUGGGCAUAUGCGAUGCAGUUGAGACAGGAAUCCAAUACUGAACCCAGAAAGAAGUUCCACUUAGUUCAGAAGAUGAGAAAAGCUUGUGUGUAUGCAAUUCAGUUAGAUGAGCUUUGUAAGCAAGAAAGGUGUGACGCCCGUACUAAACUGGAAGCCCAAGCAUAUCUUGCUUGGAUACAAGGUAGCUUGCAAUUUGAGCUCCAAUUAUGGCAACAAGCAGUUGAGAAUCUUAAAAAAGCUCAAGUAAUUUAUGAAAAAAUAGCUUCUACACUGCCUGAGGAAGAACAGCUACCAUACAAACAAAGAGUAGAAGAAAUUAGUCCCAGCCUACGUUACUGUGCUUAUAAUAUUGGAGAUGAGAAAGCAGUAGAUCUGCUAGAACUUCGUACUCAAGGUGUACUGGAGAACUUUGAUGCACUCGUAUCUCAGAAUAAAGAAAAAACUGAAGAUGUAUUAUAUGAGAUAAAAUGGUUCAACCUCAUUAUUCCAGUGAGAAUAGAAAAAAUUAGAUUAUUCCUUGUAAGCAUUGAAGGCUUGAAAGAUUCUCUGAUACAUGCUGAAGACAAUCAGGGUAAAAUUAAGAUUCUAGAAAACUUAUUUAUAGAUUUGAGGGACAUUAUAACUCUUGCAAGGGAUAGCAGUCGUGCUGAAAAACUAACAGCGAAACAAACUAAGGAAUAUCAACAACUAUUGGCCUAUUUGCUUUCAAUUCGUAUUGAACGUACAUCACAUAGGAAUGCUUUACUGAUUUUACAGACAAGGAAGCCACAGGAUUGUGUUCGCCUUUUGGAUAUAAAUAUCCAACAGACUACUGAAUUAUCCCAAAAUGAAGCGAUUAAAGACAAUGAAGAGGUGCAGAAAUAUUAUGACUUACAAGUUAAAGCUUAUAAAACACUUAGAUUCUUCUAUUUGGCCAAAUCGCAGGUAGCACAGAAACGUUGGAAAGAGGCUAUAGUGUUAUUCGAUUAUACUUUUAAAUCAGUACAAACAAUUAAUCAAGGUACAUUUGAGUCUGAAGUAAAAGAUCUUUUGCAAAGAGUUAAAGAAAAAUCAGAAAUUGAACUUGCAAUAGCUAAAGCAAAUUUGGUGCUGGAUCAGAAACCAGAAGAAAAUCUGAUUCAGUUUCCUCAAAGUCAGAAAAUAUACAAGAGUAAAAAACCACUGGUGGAAAGAUUGGAUGAAUUUAGAGAAGAAACCCAACUACUGUUGAAAAAUCCCAAUUUGGUCACUUUGCCUCCUGCUAUGGAACCAGUGCCUGCUAAACCAUUCUUUUUCGAUUUAGCAUUAAACUUUGUAGAAUUUCCUGAUCUCAGCGAGAAACUGGAUGAUGGAAAAUCUAAACAGAAACAAGGGGCUGGUAUUUCUGGAUUUGUUAAAGGACUUUGGGGGUGGGGAAAAUAAGUUAAAAAAUAAAUAUGUGGUUAUAUAAAAUCAUUUUCAUAUUGUUGGGUAUUAAAUUUAAUAUAACACA
This is a messenger RNA of Diorhabda carinulata, 1912 nucleotides long. RefSeq names its product signal recognition particle subunit SRP68 (gene Srp68). Bases 121 to 1842 code for a protein of 573 amino acids. NCBI's taxonomy places the organism in Eukaryota, Metazoa, Arthropoda, Insecta, Coleoptera, Chrysomelidae. Gene Ontology annotation, molecular function: 7S RNA binding; endoplasmic reticulum signal sequence receptor activity; signal recognition particle binding. Gene Ontology annotation, cellular component: signal recognition particle, endoplasmic reticulum targeting. The record is from RefSeq and is a predicted model, not a curated record. Gene Ontology annotation, biological process: SRP-dependent cotranslational protein targeting to membrane. The transcript has 6 exons.